Molecule: messenger RNA, 1497 nt
Organism: Manacus vitellinus (golden-collared manakin)
Lineage: Eukaryota; Metazoa; Chordata; Aves; Passeriformes; Pipridae
Product: cytochrome P450 2J2
Exons: 9
Coding region: 1-1497 (498 amino acids)
Biological process (GO): xenobiotic metabolic process
Cellular component (GO): cytoplasm; intracellular membrane-bounded organelle
Molecular function (GO): oxidoreductase activity, acting on paired donors, with incorporation or reduction of molecular oxygen, reduced flavin or flavoprotein as one donor, and incorporation of one atom of oxygen; heme binding; iron ion binding
Source: RefSeq, a predicted model, not a curated record
AUGGAGCUUCAGUUUUGGUCUGAUUUGAUUUCUCUCUUGGAAAAGCUGAAUGGUCGGAUGCUCUUGGUAUUUCUGCUCUUGUUUCUUUUGAUUAUUGACCUUGUGAAAAAGAGACGACCCAGGAAUUUUCCUCCGGGGCCGCAGCUCUUUCCUCUCGUAGGAACCUUUGUGGAUUUCAAGCAGCCCCUCCAUCUUGCCCUGCAGAAGCUCACCGGUCAGUAUGGGAACAUCUUCAGUGUGCAGUUUGGAAGUCUGACUUUCGUGGUUGUCAACGGAUACCAGAUGGUGAGAGAAGCUCUUGUCCACCAGGCUGAAAUAUUUGCUGAUCGGCCAAAUAUUCCACUCCUCCAAGAAAUAUUCAAAGGCUUUGGGCUCAUAUCUUCAAAUGGGCACAUAUGGAGGCAACAGAGAAAGUUUGUUUUAGCAACACUGAAGAGCCUUGCCGUAAAUUUUGAGGAAAAAGUGCAAGAGGAGAGCCGGUACCUCGUGGAGACGAUCGAGGAGGAGAAAGGACAACCAUUUGACCCUCACUACAAAAUUAAUGGUGCUGUUUCAAACAUCAUCUGUUCCAUAACUUUUGGGAACCGCUUUGACUACCAUGACAACCGUUUCCAGGAAUUACUGCACUUGCUGGCUGAAACACUGCUACUCAUUGGAAGUUUCUGGGGCCAGUUGUAUAACGCUUUUCCUUUGGUCAUGAGCUGGCUGCCAGGACCCUUCAAGAAAAUCUUCAGGCACUGGGAGAAACUUCGAUACUUUGUGAAAGGUGUGAUCGCAAAGCACAAAGAGCAUUUGGACCAGUCCGAGGCAGGAGAUUAUAUUGACUGUUACCUGAGGGAAAUAGAAAAGUUUAAGGGUGACACCAGCUCAUAUUUCCAUGAGGAAAAUCUGUUGUGCUCCACCUUGGACCUGUUUUUAACUGGGACUGAGACAACGGCGACCGCCAUCCGCUGGGCUGUGCUCUACAUGGCCACGUACCCCCACAUCCAGGAGAAAGUACAGCUGGAAAUCGACACGGUGCUUGGCCAGUCCCGCCAGCCCACGAUGGCCGACAAGGACAACAUGCCCUACACCAGCGCGGUGCUGAGCGAGGUCCUGAGAAUGGGCAACGUGGUGCCACUGGGGGUGCCCAGGAUGGCCACCAGCAACACCACCCUGGCCGGCUUCCACCUGCCCAAAGGCACCACUCUGAUGACCAGCCUGACUUCGAUAAUGUUCGACAAAAACGUGUGGGAGACUCCAGACACCUUUAAUCCUGAACAUUUCCUGGAAAACGGCCAGUACAGGAGGCGGGAGGCUUUUCUGCCCUUCUCUGCAGGCAAGAGGGCUUGUCCCGGGGAGCAGCUUGCCAGGACUGAGCUCUUUAUCUUCUUCGUAGCCCUCCUGCAGAAGUUCACCUUCCGGGCGCCGGCAGACACCGCGCUGACCUUCGCCUUCACACUCAGCCUCACACGCUGCCCCAAGCCCUUCCAGAUCUGUGCUUUGCCUCGUGACUGA